Molecule: messenger RNA, 1295 nt
Organism: Durio zibethinus
Lineage: Eukaryota; Viridiplantae; Streptophyta; Magnoliopsida; Malvales; Malvaceae
Product: putative oxidoreductase At4g09670
Molecular function (GO): nucleotide binding
Source: RefSeq, a predicted model, not a curated record
AUGGCUGAGAUUCCAAUCAGAUUCGGAAUCAUUGGCUGCGCCGAGAUAGCUUGCAAAGUCUCUCGAGCCAUCCUACUUGCUCCAAACGCCACUCUCUCCGCCGUCGCCAGCCGCUCCAUCGACAAGGCCGCCAAUUUCGCCAAGGCCAAUGGGUUCCCACCUGAAGCCAAGAUCUACGGCUCCUACGAAUCCCUUUUAGACGACCCCGACAUCGACGCCGUUUAUUUGCCUUUACCCACUAGCCUCCACCUCAAAUGGGCUGUAUUGACGGCUCAGAAAAGGAAGCAUCUGUUAACGGAGAAGCCCGUGGCGUUGAACGUGUCUGAGUUUGAUACGAUUCUAAAGGCUUGUGAAGAAAAUGGAGUUCAGAUGAUGGAUGGGACCAUGUGGGUGCAUCAUCCCAGGACCCAGAAAAUGAAGGAGUUUUUAAACGAUAAGGAGCGGUUUGGUCAGCUUAAAACGGUAAACAGCUACUUCUCAUUUUUUGCUGAUCCAGAUUUUCUCAAAAAUGACAUUCGUGUGAAGCCAGAUCUUGAUGCUCUUGGUGCACUUGGUGAUGCUGGGUGGUAUUGCAUCAGGUCAAUCUUGUGGGCAGCUGACUAUGAGCUACCCAAGACUGUUUCAGCCUUGCGAGGUCCUGUUCUCAAUGAAGCAGGGGUAAUACUAAAUUGUGGGGCUUCAUUACACUGGGAAGAUGGCAAAACUGCAACCUUCCAUUGCUCUUUCUUAUCGAAUUUGACAAUGAAUAUCACUGCUAUAGGAACAUUUGGAACAUUGCAUCUCACGGAUUUCAUUAUUCCUUACCAAGAGCAAGAGGCCUCUUAUACUACAUCCACAAAACCUGGAUUUAACAAACUUGUAACAGGAUGGGUGUCACUUCCAAGCGAACACACUGUCACCGUAGAUCUACCUCAGGAAGCCUGCAUGGUGAGAGAGUUUGCUGGCUUGGUUGAAAAUAUUAAAAAGAAUGGUGCACAGCCAGAUAAAAAGUGGCCAACAAUAAGCAGGAAGACACAACUGGUUCUGGAUGCUGUCAAGGCAUCCAUUGAGAAAGGUUUUGAGCCUGUUGAAAUUGUGAGUUAAUUAUGUUUGAUCAUUUGCAUGAGCUAUGAAUGAAUAAUUUGUGCGUGCUUGAAUGAUCUGUUUGUCUAUGGCCUGUCACACCGGCUUGGACAUGUAUCGUGAGAUUGUGCCUGUUGUGCGGUAUUCUCUAGCAUCAAAUAUGAUGCUUAAGCAAUAUGAUUUUGUUAUAUGCAUAUUAUAUGUUAAAUAAAAAUGUUAAAUAUUGGUAAAAA